ACUCCGGAUCGUAUUCAAGGCGGACUGCGCGGUGUGCGUGCCCGUCAUAUCGUCCUCUGAUAGUUUUCUUCGGUUUCAUCUCUUUAUCUGAUUUAUUUUUUCACCCAAACAGUUUGACGGCAGAUCAUAGGCAUUUUUUUAGCCGCCAGCUGAAGGAUGACUUCCAGAGGGACGCCGAGUCGCUUCCUGAAGAGCGUUCUUCAGAACGGUGUGGGUCGUUACGUGUGUCAGCUGAAGAGAGUCUCCAUCAUCUUCUCCAAAAACGCCCAGAGCUCACUGGGAAUCAGAGACUUUAUUGAGGAGGGAGUGGUGGAUUAUGCAAAGAAAAAUCCUGGAACUGUUGUGUAUGUGUCUCCUCAGCCACGCAGGAUACCUAAAAUAGUUGCAGAGUACUUAAAUGGGAACGUGAGGGAAGAAAUCGUCACAAACAAGACAUCUGCACAGAUUUCAGAGCUUUUGACCAAACUGUCCAACCAGUCUGGCCUGGACAUCAUCCGGAUCCGCAAACCUCAGCACACGGACAGCCCCAGCAUCCAGGGCCAGUGGCAUCCAUUCGUCAACCGGCCUCCCUCCAUCGGCCUCAUCAGACCACUGAAGGACUGAACACAGUUUCAGUUAACGUUCAUGGACGUUUCCAGAAAUGACCUGUCGUCUUCUGUUUGUCUUGAAGAAGUUUUUUCUUUCUUUCUUUCAGCUAUGUCUGUAAAUUAAUGACGUCAUUUUAAAUACUAUUGUUAUAUUUCUAAUCCGUGCUCACUGCUGGCAGACUCUGAAUGCCACAUUUCAAUAGAAUCCUCCUCAGCUGACAUUCUGAAAAGCAGAUAACUGUUAUUUGGAGGUGUGUGUGUGUGUGUAGUGAAUGCAGCACUCUGCAGCACUUCUGAGUUUGAUUCAAUAAAAAAAAAAAAUGUGCAAAAUCUGUUCCUGAUGUUCAAAUUUAGAUUUCCCUCUGUGUUACUUCUCAGAAAAAGUUCAGCAGAGAACAACUUUGUGCAGUGGAGCUGAGGGCGACUGAUCUACCAGGAUUUGGAAUAUUUGUGAGAAGGAAGGUAUCAUCGUUUUGAAGACGCAUGGCAGGGAGUGUGUGCAUGUCAUCCAAUUUUAAACUGAUAAGGCUUGAAGGUGUCCUUGCUGAACAUCACUAAAUGAUUCAGAGCUUAAAUGAACAUGACAGAUGGUUGUUUGAUAGCUUAAGGGACAACCUUUGACCUUCAAGUGUGACUCGUCCUCUGGAUGGGCCGUAACAGGAACUGAAAACUCCCCCCAGUAAGUCAUUUGUUCACAUUCAGCAUGGUGGACGCCGGCCAAACUGUUCCCCCAUUUUCUUCUUUUUUCUCCCUCUCUGAAUUCAUCAUUUUUGACUGCUAAAGGCAUUCAGAGUUGACCUUAGUGUUAUUUUCAAUAAAAACAGAUACAUACAACAGAG
This is a messenger RNA of Salarias fasciatus (jewelled blenny), 1426 nucleotides long. It is a transcript of the gene mrpl43, whose product is annotated as mitochondrial ribosomal protein L43. The record is from RefSeq and is a predicted model, not a curated record. The coding region runs from base 157 to 603 and encodes 148 amino acids. Gene Ontology annotation, cellular component: mitochondrial large ribosomal subunit. The transcript is spliced from 3 exons. NCBI's taxonomy places the organism in Eukaryota, Metazoa, Chordata, Actinopteri, Blenniiformes, Blenniidae. Gene Ontology annotation, biological process: mitochondrial translation. Gene Ontology annotation, molecular function: structural constituent of ribosome.